AUGGCAAAGACGAUCGACUUCCUCGCCUCGGACGGCGAAGACGACGUCGCUUUCGCACCCGCGCCGUCCAAGCAGAAGCGCAUGCGCGCCACUCCUUCCUCCACCACCGCCAAGCCAUCGUCCAAACGCAGCAGAGCCAACAACGACGAUAGCGACGACGACGAUGGUUUUGAUAUCACCAACUCGCUCGUAUCCAGCACGCUCCCAGCAUCUGCAGCCUCGUCCUCAUCCCGCCCGGUCAAGGCACGUCCGUCUCGCGCUGUCGACCACACUAUGCAGGAAGACGACGACGACCUCGACGAGGCCCAGUUCAUCGCCUCGGUCAUGCAGCAGGCCAACGUCAAGGCCGGCGUAGAGGUAGCAAAGAAGGCGCUUUCUGGCAAAAACAAGGGGAAGAACAAGCUCGGCUCAGGCGUCGUCACCGGUGGCGGCUCCUUCCAGAGCAUGGGCCUCCACCCCUCCCUGCUCCGCUCGCUUCUCAUCCGCGGCUUCACCACUCCCACGCCCAUUCAACGACAGGCGAUCCCGGCCGUAAUGGCUCAGCCUCCCAGAGACGUCGUCGGCAUGGCGCGCACCGGUUCUGGAAAGACGCUCGCCUACCUCAUCCCGCUCAUCAACCGCCUCAACGGUCGCCACUCGCGCACCUUCGGCAUCAAGAGUCUCAUCUUCUGCCCAUCCCGCGAGCUCGCCGUGCAGAUCCUUCGUGUCGGCAAGGAGAUCGCUCGUGGCUGGAAAGCUGAUCCGGGCGAGGGCCAGGACAGCCGCGGAGAGGCCAUCCGCUGGGCCAUGAUCGUCGGUGGCGAGUCGCUCGACGAGCAGUUUGCCAUCAUGUCCAACAACCCAGACGUCGUCAUCGCCACGCCCGGUCGAAUGCUCCACCUCACCGUAGAGAUGAAUCUCGACCUCAAGUCGGUCGAGUACGUCGUUUUCGACGAGGCCGAUCGUCUCUUCGAAAUGGGCUUUGCAGAACAGCUCGAGGAGAUGCUCCUCCGCCUGCCGCCCACAAGGCAGACGCUCCUCUUCAGUGCCACGCUGCCCAAGAAGCUCGUCGAGUUUGCAAAGGCCGGCCUUCAGGCCAAUCCGAAGCUCGUUCGUCUCGAUGCCGACAGCAAGAUCAGCGCCGACCUUCGCAUGGCCUUCUUCAGCGUAAAGCCCUCCGAGAAGGAGGCGGCGCUGCUCCUGCUCUUGCGCGACGUCAUUGGCGUACCCCUCGGCGAGCAGGCGGCUCCUGAUCUCGAAGAGGAGGAUCAGUUCAACGAGGAUAACAGCGACGACGCGGGCGAGCAGCUAAAGCGACAGGCGUGGUCCAAUCAGAAGCACCACUUCAAAGGAAAGUCCAAAGGAAAGGGCAAAGACCUCGCUGCCAAGCGCAAGCGCGGUGGCGCGCUCGAACUGCUUCCGCAUCAGACCAUCAUCUUUUGCGCCACAAAGCACCACGUCGAGUACCUCUUGCUGCUGCUCACCACCACCGGCUAUGCCUGCUCCCACAUCUACUCGUCCCUCGACCAGGCCACGCGAGGCAUCCAGAUGUCGCGCUUCCGUCGUGGCCAAACAAGUCUGCUCAUCGUCACCGACGUGGCAGCGCGAGGUAUCGAUCUGCCCGUGCUCGAGCACGUCGUCAACUUUGACUUCCCACCGCAGCCGCGUACGUUUGUCCAUCGUGUCGGCCGUACUGCGCGUGCCGGUCGCAAUGGAUGGGCGUGGAGCAUGUGCACCAACGCCGAGCUGCCCUACUUGUGCGAUCUGCAGCUCUUCCUCGCGCGUCCGCUCGUCUCGUCCCACACUGCCAUCGCCGCCCUUGCCGAUGGGCAGGAGAUUGGCGAUGCAGACUCGCUCGGCCUGCACGACAGCCUCGUGCUCGGAACGUUCCCGCGCGAGGCGCUCGACCUCGAGACCGAGUUCAUCAGCUCGUCGCUCACCAACACCUCGUCCUCCACCGUGCACGACUUCCCCGCGCUCAAGCAGGUCGCAGAGAGGGCGCAGCAGAAGUACGAAAAGUCCAUCACAAAGGCCGCCCAGGAAUCGCACCGCCGCGCAAAGGAGAUGAUCAAGCUCGGCAGCAUCGAGCAGAUCAACAUCCGCACUGCUAACGGCGCCGAGGGCGAGGUGCCCGAGUGGACCCUCGCCGGCUCGCCGCUCGAGGAAACGGCAGUGCACGACGUCAUCAAGCGUCCCGGCGUGUACGGGCUCAACGGCGCCAAGAUGUCCGAGUCGGCGCGAUCCGUGCUCGGUGCAGCUGCGGCUAAGGGCGCUACGGGCAAGGCGGCCGGCAAGGAGGCAGAGGAAGCGGCGGCGCGCGCGGCUCUGCUCGCCAAAGUCAAUGCUUUCAGGCCGCAGGAGACCGUGUUUGAGAUCGGUAUUCGCGGAGACGCAACGCCACUGGGUGCGCUUAUGCGCAGCCGCAGACAGACGAUGGACGUCAAGACCAAGCGCGCCGAAGCGCUCGAGGCCAGGAAGCGCGCCAUGGAGGGUGGCCCUGAGGACGCACAGGACGACGAAGUCAAGGGGGCUGCGAGCAAGAAGUCGAAAAACAAGAAGGCGGCUGCGGAUGACGAGGAUGGCGCUGGCGAUGCGACAGUCGACCUCGAGCAGGCUGACGAGGCCGAUAUCCUGGCUGCAUUCGACACCGGCUCGUCCAGCGUCAACAAGAUGUCCGCCAAGAUGUCUGCACGCGAUGAGUCGGACUCGCAAGCCGAGUCCGACUCGGAUGGCGAAGGUCGACCGGCCAAGCGUACGCGCAGUGCAGCUCCUGGAAAGAAGUCUAAGGCCGCUGGAUCGUACCGCGACCCGAACUUCUACCUGUCGUAUGAGCAGGAGGGUUCGCGUGCCGAGCGCGGCUAUUCGCUCGGCAACCCGCGGUCUGGCAUCGACUCGUUCGUCCAGCAAGCCUCUGCGGCGUCGUUUGACCUGGCUGGUGACGACGCCACGAUGGGUACCCAGUCGCAGCGUCCCAACGUCACGCGAUGGGACUCGAAGAAGAAGAAGUUCAUCCAGGGCGCCGUGGGCGCCGACAACAAAAAGAUGAUCCGCACCGAGUCCGGUGUGCGUCUCCCGGCGAGUUUCAGGUCCGGAAGGUUCGAGGACUGGAAGCGCGAGAAGCGCAUCGACAUGCCCAAGACCGGCGAGCUCGAGUCGAACAGCAACGCAGCCGUGGACUCGGUCAUGGGGCUGAAGAAAUUCAGGCACAACAAGGUCGUGCCUCCCAAGGCCGAGGUGUAUGGCAAAGGCAGACCGGGCCAGGACAAGAGACAGGCGGCUAGGGACGAGGUCAAGAGCGCACGACAGAUCCAGAAGGAGCGAGAGAUCAAGGACAAGAGGCGAGAAAAGAACGCCAGGCCGUCUAGGAAGGAUGCAAAGGGUCGACCUAGGGCCAGUCGCGGCGGCAGGGGAGGCGGACGUGGCGGCAGCAGAGGAGGAGGACGGGGUGGCGGAAGAGGCGGCGGAAGAGGCGGUAGCCGCAGGUAG
Moesziomyces antarcticus is the source of this 3465-nucleotide messenger RNA. RefSeq names its product DEAD-domain-containing protein. Lineage: Eukaryota; Fungi; Basidiomycota; Ustilaginomycetes; Ustilaginales; Ustilaginaceae. The transcript has a single exon. Bases 1 to 3465 code for a protein of 1154 amino acids. The record is from RefSeq and is a predicted model, not a curated record. Gene Ontology annotation, molecular function: RNA helicase activity; ATP binding; RNA binding. Gene Ontology annotation, cellular component: nucleus.